Cylindrotheca closterium is the source of this 4980-nucleotide messenger RNA. The record is from the annotation of a GenBank genome assembly. NCBI's taxonomy places the organism in Eukaryota, Bacillariophyta, Bacillariophyceae, Bacillariales, Bacillariaceae.
AUGUCAGGAGCAGCAGCGUUAGCAAGAAGACGUGAUAAUUCAGCUGCCAAAGCAGCAUUGGCAAGACGGAGACAACGAGCAGCUCAAACCUUGCUUCCCAACAAUUCCAGCAGCAAUGCUCCUGGAAGUUCAAUGCCGCCACUGCCCAAAAAGCCUACUGCAAGCACCAGUAUCAAUACCAGCACCAGCACCAGCACGAAUACCAACACUAUUCCAGUCAAUAAACAAAGGGUCCGAUCAUCACCGUUACGAGGAUUUCAGUCCACAUCAACUGCUUCUGACCCCGCAGGUUCGUUUCAAUAUUUGUCACCCAACAAGCCAUCACGGGAACAGCAGCCAAAUCCGAAGUCAAGCAGCAGUUUAAAUGCCGUGGCCAGAAACAAUGCUACCAAUAAUCGACAAUCCAAGCCAUCUCCGACAAAUGUACAACAACGCGAUAGAAUGCAUUCCAAUGGAACUGCCACUACGGCUUCCAUGACGGUUGGAUCCACAACAGCAGCAGCAGCAGCAGCACCAAGAAUGACACCGCCUUCGAUCAACCGAACGAGUCGGCCUGCAACCACUAUACAACAACAACAACAACAACAACAACAACAACAACGAGGAAGCUCACCAUUACGAAGCAUGCCGUCGAGAUCACCUCAAACAGUCAUUCAUUACACGACACAACAAAAGGAAAAGGCAGCCACAGCUCCAAUGUCCAAGCAACGAAUGGCACCGAGUCCCAUUGAUACGUCAAACAAUACAAAUACCAACAUAUACACAGCAGUGGAGGCCGCUACUAGUACUCCUAGCAAUGCUUAUACUCGCCUAGCAACCAGAACGAGUAGUGCUGCGUUGAACGCACGGCUCAAAGCAAGAUAUCAGUCUCCCUCUCAUAAACAGCAAGGUCGGGAAUCGCCACCUGCAACUACUGCUGCUGCUGCUGCUAAUAAUAAUAAUGCUGUCAAUACUGCUCCUGUGAAGUCAACAAACGAAGGAGUGGCAGCAGCAAAAGAAACACUUCCUCCGUCUAAAGCUAAUCAUCAUCAUCGACCACCACCACCAGCUGUCACCACUAACAACAACAACAACAAGACGAUGCUGAAAGGUCAAACUCGUCAAUCGUCGCACUAUGUUCGUCCGCUGGCCAAACCACCAGUGGCCUUGAACAAACAUGUGGUACGCAAACCAACACCAACACCAACACCAGCAAUGAAGACAAGCUCUGGCACAACCUCAAAGUCAAGUGCGAAUGCGAAUAUUGGCAACAACCUUACCAUUAAUACUACACCUGCAACAACGACGACGGCAACAACAAUGACAAGCACUUCGAGAACAUUGGCAGCAUCACCAAGAAGAAGUGCUGUACGGGACCGCAUGCAUUCCAAUUCCAGCAAUGAAGAUAAUGAUGAAGCAAUGACACCAUCGGCUGCCAAUACUACACGGAGUGCAUUGAAACAACCACGGAUGCCGCCAACACCGUCCAAUAUUAUUCCAGUCAAUAAUCACAACAACAACAACAACAACAACAAUGAUAAUAAUACCACUGGGAAAACAGCAACUUCUCGAUCCACAAUCUCGCCAAGGCGUCAAGAACAAAUGAGUCAACGAUUGGCUCAGCGUGCCAUUGAUGCGAAUCGGCCAAAUGGUACGAAGCCAAAUGCAAAUGCAAAUGCAAAUGUAAAUAUCCAAGCGAAUAGGAAUGUGCAGUCACAGCAGCAAGCAAAACCACCACCAAGAGUGUCACCACCCAAAGAAUUUGGAAGCAUAUCUACAUUUUUGAUGAAUGACACUUCCAUACUGGAUACGAGCAACAAUAAUUUGUUGGACACGACACUGCCGCCUGUGGAAACGCCAACGCCAAGCAAUGGUGGUGGAAGUGGUGGAAGGUUUGCGUCGUCCAAGAAUGCUUCCAAGAACAUGUCCAAGAAUAAUGCUGCCGCUGCUGCUUCUGCUGUUGCACUGAACAAUAAGAGUAUCCUUUUGGAAGAUUUUCAUCAACAACCCGUUGCGACUUCUGGCUCAAGUACUUCCUGGAACUUGGAUGCCUCUUGUCUCACACAUCAUUCUGGAAUUAUGCUUCGAUCCUGUGCUACCAACACCACGAUUCAAAGAGAAAAAGAUUUGACGGAGGAUCAAGUGGAUGAUUCGGCGGUGGACUGCAGAGGACUGGGUUUGGGAAAACCAGAAGAAGCUUUGACCAUUGAUAAAUUGGAUGCUACUACUGGUUGUCCAGAAUUGCGACAUGGGGAUCUCAUUCGAAUCUUGGCAUCCUCACAACAUGCUUUGGGAGCAUACAAAAACGAACGAUAUGGAUUGGAACUCUUGUUUCUUCCCAUAUUUGCGUCGUCAGACAGAGAAGAUGAAGAAGAUACCUUUUGGCAAGUCUUUGUGGCGGAACCAGGAAAAAAGCUUUUGGUGGGAAAGGCGGCAGUCGACUCUUAUAAGACCAAUCAUCAUCAUCCUUCGACAAAGUUGGGGUUACCUGUUCGUGCUGGAGUUCCUAUAUUGUUGCGGCAUGUGACGACCGGGGGCGUAUUGUCCAUGUCCCAUCAUGGGUCAUUGACACUACUGACGGAUUCCUUUGGACAGUCACAAGCACAAGAGUCGUUGGAUCAAUUGCAACAUCAUGAUAAGCUAUUGCCUUGCAAAAGUCAGACAUUUCAAUUUAUUCCAUUUUCAUCUCCCCCAUGUCCACCAUGGGCUGUUGCGGGCGAUGGUGAGACGUCAAGUUGUGUUGGCGAGAGGCUGUUCAUGACUUCCUCCUACUUGUUGCAUCCAAAACGACGAGAGGCGGAAUUUGAAUCGCAAAUAGAACUGUCACCGCAAGAUCGAAUGGAAAUGACCUCCAAAGUAAGGGAGAAGAUUAUCAUUGAGGAAGUCAUUGGUUCAUUUUUGGGAUUGGAAGGACGACACAUUCGGAUGAAGCAACAGCAAAAGGGGGGUGCUGCUUCUCCAUCCUUUGGCUUUCAUUUGAGCGGAACCGACGGGAUCGACUUUGAAAUGAGUUUGCAUCAUUUGGUGGAACAGAUUCUGCCCAUGUCCACUUCAUAUAACCGAGUGCAGCACUUUGUCACGUCGCAUCAUCCAGGAUACGAUCACGGUCGAGUGAUGCAAGCCUUUUGUGAAGGGUUGGAUACCUUGUUGCAGGACUAUGUAGAUUUUGUGGUCCAAUUGGAACGCCAACAUCGCAACAACAGUGGUUCUGACUCGUUAUUGACCAUGAAGAAUAUUUUCUUUCAAAUAACUCCUACGUUGCACUCCAUGUCCAUCUUGGAACAUGCUACAAGGGCAGUGCGUGAUACCAAAGGUGGCGCUUUGAUCAAUGCACUUUGGUCCCUGGAACGACAAGUGUACAUGGGAGAUAUGGUCGCCAAAAAGGUAUUGGGCAUCCUACUGGAAAAUGCAUCCAUUCCAUAUCUUGACAUGAUGGCAGAAUGGCUCGAGUCGGGGAGACUGAAUGAUCCAUACAAAGAGUUUAUGGUGCAGCAAUCGUCGAGCGAAUUUGACGCAACUCAAUUCGAUGGUGAUGACUGGAUGGCCAUGUUCAGCAUUGAUGAAGACAAUAUUCUGGAGGGUGUCACAUCGGACGAAUGGACGAAGGAAAGGAUAAUGACAACUGGAAAGUACUGGAAUGCAGUUCAUGCGUGUCAAGUCGAUGUGGGUGCAUUUCUGGAUGGCAAUUCCCAAAAGAUCCCGAAGCUUCCUUUCAAUUCGGAUUCGUCUGCGAUUGUGGCCUAUAUUGAUUCCAUGUAUCAAAGCGCAUCAAGGGUUCUAGUGCUACUCAUGAAAGAAAAGUUUAUGCUUACAGAGUCGAUGGAUGUCAUGAAGCGGUACUUUUUGCUUGAUCAGGGUGACUUUGUCAUGAACUUUCUCGAUGUAGCGGAAGAUGAACUUCGAAAGAAAGCUAGUGAAGUUUCCGUCGGUCGAGUCCAAAACUGGCUGAAUGCUUCCAUUCAGCAGUCUGAGCAACACCGCAGAACUGGCGACGGCGAAGAAGAGAAGCGCCCUCUUGUUCCACAAGCACUCCGUUGUAGGUUUUCGGGCAAGAGUACAAUCGCUUAUCUGGAAAGUAGGUAUGGCACUCUGGCGGAUAGGAUGCCAUCGACUCCAUCUCGAACUGCCUACGGAGAGUCAAGCAGUGGUAACUCUGGAAUUGAGGUGUUUGUCAUUGAUUUUUCCUUCAUUCCGUUCCCAAUAUCGCUGGUCCUAUCACAUCAUGCCAUGGACAAGUACAAGCUUUUGUUCCGUCAUCUCCUAUUCACCAAACAUGUUGAACGACGUCUGAUUCGAGUUUGGCGAGAUCAUCAAAUCCUCAAGAAGCUAGGAGCUCUUCGAGGUUUGCUUGGGCCUACGUUCCUUUUGAGACAACAAAUGCUUCACUUUGUGCAAAACUUUCUGUACUACAUGUCGUUCGAAGUCAUUGAAAACAACUGGACCGAAAUGAUGACAGCCAUUGAAGCAAAUGAGACAAUUGAUAACCGACAGCAAACCGUUGAUGACAUUCUUCAAGUACACGAAGCAUUUUUGGAACGUACUCUUGAAGCAUGUCUACUUACGAAUCGAGAUUUGGUUCGUAGUCUGACAAAGCUCUUGAAUACCGUUUUGCUCUUUACAGACCAGAUGAAGCGAUUCAUGGACGCGACUCGUAUUUACGAUGAUUCGUCGAUCCUUGCUGCGGAAAAGCAAUUGACGGUUCAAAGGAAUCUCAAUGAACGACGUAUCACGCCUGGUCGAGGCAAGAAAAAGACAAUUCAUAUGGAACUCAUGUCCACGAAAAAGGAAAGGCAGGCUUUGAACGACCGUCAAACAAGGCGUGUCGGACGAGAAGUGAUCAGCGAAUCCUUCCAACGAAUGGUGGGACGAUUUGGAGAAGUAUUUAAUGCUGAUCUCUCUGAUUUUAUGAAAGAGUUGAAUCAGUAUACUGCGUCGGGUUUGGUCGCCAAUUUGGGAGUUCGACUGGACUACAAUGGUUACGUCACGUCAACAAUUAAGUGA